Brassicogethes aeneus is the source of this 597-nucleotide messenger RNA. The record is from the annotation of a GenBank genome assembly. NCBI's taxonomy places the organism in Eukaryota, Metazoa, Arthropoda, Insecta, Coleoptera, Nitidulidae.
AUGUUAGUUUGUGCAAACGGUUCGGGGAUUUUCGAACUGCAGGUGCUGGAAAUAGCGAAUCCGCGCAGCGAAUUGAAAAGCGGCGAUUGCUGCGGCGACGGCGUCCGCUCGCCGGUCACCGGACGCUGUUCCACGUCGUGCAACACUUUUUUCAGACUCUGCCUCAAGGAAUACCAAAGCAACGUCACCAGCACCGGCAGCUGCUCCUUCGGGAGUAACGCCAGCCAGGUUCUCGGCAGAGACUCCUUCACCCUGAGCGACCCCGAAAGGGGGCGGCUAGUGCUCCCCUUCACCUUCAGAUGGACGUUAUCUGAGGCGCAUCCUUGCUUCCAAACAAACGAGUCAUUGAUCAACUCAUCUUGGUGUUAUUUGUCUUUGGACUCUCCUAUGGGAUAUCAAUCAGGCUUCGGCUUCCAGGCCGAGUUAUCAGUCGCUGCGGAAUUUUUCGAAGAAUCUAAUGACACAUCCGCGUUUUUUCCUGCAGCGAAAUUAAUGGUGGCUAGAAUAACUGAAAGGAGUGAUGAACAUUUAUCUUGGAGUGCGCCUUCUAAGCCUGCCGCAUAUCUACGCUUCAAGCACCUGGAGAGACGGUCAUAA